AGCACUGAGACCACCGAGCGGCUCCGGUUGUCCGUCCUGAAGUCUCAAGAAUGCAUGGGGGCAAGAGAGGACUGGUGGCCCCGCAGAACACCUUCCUGGAGAACAUAGUCCGGCGCUCCAGCGAAACCAGCUUCCUAUUGGGAAAUGCUCAGAUUGUCCAGUGGCCAGUUGUUUAUAGCAACGAUGGCUUCUGCAAACUGUCCGGAUACCACAGAGCCGAAGUCAUGCACAGGAGCAGCACAUGCAAUUUCAUGUAUGGUGACCUGACUGAUAAGAACACCAUAGACAAAAUCAAAGAAACCUUUGACACCUAUGAGUCCAAUUUCUUUGAGGUGCUGCUGUACGCAAAAAACAGAACACCGAUAUGGCUUUACAUGCAGGUCGCCCCGAUUAGAAACGAAAACAACAAGGUGGUUCUUUUCCUCUGCACCUUCAGAGACAUCACCCUUUUCAAGCAACCGAUCGACGAUGAAUCAACCAGAGGAUGGACAAAGUUUGCCAGACUGACACGAGCAUUGACCACCAACCGUAACCUGGUGCAGCAGUUAGCGCCGCUGAGCAAGGCUGAGGUCAACCACAAACCAUCCAGACUGGCUGAGGUUCUCCAACUGGGAUCAGAUAUUCUCCCUCAGUACAAACAGGAAGCCCCAAAGACCCCUCCCCACAUCAUCCUCCAUUACUGCACCUUCAAGACCACCUGGGACUGGGUCAUCCUCAUCCUCACCUUCUACACCGCCAUCAUGGUGCCCUACAACGUCUCCUUUAAGACCAAGCAAAAUAAUUUAGCUUGGCUGGUGGUGGACAGUGUUGUCGAUGUCAUCUUCCUGAUCGACAUUGUGCUCAACUUUCACACAACCUUUGUGGGCCCAGCUGGAGAGGUUAUUUCAGACGCCAAGCUGAUACGAAUGAAUUACAUGAAGACGUGGUUUGUUAUCGACCUGCUGUCCUGUCUGCCCUACGAUAUUAUCAAUGCCUUUGAGCACGUCGACGAUGAUUUCAUCUCAUCCGCUUCUUCGGGCGGUCAUCUCCGAGACGCCAGCUUUCACAGGAACACAACAAGAACAGAAGACUCCGUCCUCCCAGGUCUCAGCAGCCUCUUCAGCUCCCUGAAGGUGAUCCGCCUGCUGCGUUUAGGCCGAGUUGCCAGGAAGCUGGACCACUACCUGGAGUACGGAGCGGCCGUCCUGGUCCUGCUGGUGUGCGUCUUCGGCCUCGUGGCCCACUGGCUGGCCUGCAUCUGGUACAGCAUCGGCGACUACGAGGUCAUCGAUGAGACCACCAACACCAUAAAGACCGACAGCUGGCUCUAUCAGCUCGCCAUCAACAUCGGGACGCCUUAUCGGUACAACACCAGUGGGACGGGGCAGUGGGAGGGGGGUCCCAAUAAGGACACACUGUACAUCUCGUCUCUCUACUUCACCAUGACGAGCCUCACCACCAUCGGGUUUGGAAACAUCGCUCCAACCACAGACGGGGAGAAGAUUUUCUCUGUGGCAAUGAUGAUGGUGGGAUCGCUGCUUUACGCCACCAUCUUUGGAAAUGUCACCACUAUCUUCCAACAGAUGUACACCAACACAAACCGCUACCACGAGAUGCUCAACAACGUGCGCGACUUCCUCAAGCUUUAUCAGGUUCCUAAAGGUCUGAGUGAGAGGGUCAUGGACUUCAUCGUCUCCACCUGGGCCAUGUCCAAAGGCAUCGACACAGAUAGGGUCCUUUCCAUUUGUCCCAAAGACAUGCGUGCGGACAUCUGCGUCCACCUGAACAGGCAGGUGUUCAACGACCACCCAGCGUUUCGAUUGGCCAGCGACGGCUGCCUGCGCUCUUUAGCCGUGGAGUUUCAGACCACACACUGUGCUCCAGGAGACCUCAUCUUCCACAUCGGAGAGAGCGUAGAUACACUUUGCUUUGUGGUCUCGGGUUCACUUGAAGUCAUCCAGGACGACGAGGUCAUUGCGAUACUUGGUAAGGGUGAUGUAUUCGGAGACGUGUUCUGGAAAGAGACCACAUUAGCCCGUGCUUGUGCAAACGUCCGAGCUCUGACUUACUGUGACCUACAUGUCAUCAGGAGAGAAGCCUUGUUAAGGGUUCUGGAGUUUUACACAGCAUUCGCCAACUCCUUCUCCCGUAACCUCAUUCUCACCUGUAACCUACGAAAACGGGUGAUCUUUAGAAAAAUCGCUGAUGUGAAGCGGGAGCAGGAGCGGCAGAGGAACGAGGUGACGCUGUCCAUUCCUGAAGACCACCCGGUGAGGAAGCUGUUCCAGAGGUUCAGGCAGCAGAGAGACGCUCAGACGCCGGCAGAGUCUCACGGUUACUUUGAGCAUAACUGUGUGCAGGUGGAGCCGCAACACCAUUAUAACACUGACACACACUCUCACACACAACGUGAGCCUCCUCAGCUGCAGGAGUACAGCUCCAAUAAUGUGCCCUGUGCAGGAGGAGGAGGAGGAGGGGGAGGAGGAGGUGCAGGCGGCGGGUGUAGCAUGCCUGCCGCUCCACAGGGCUCACAAGUGUUUAUCCACACUGAAACGUCAACGCAAAGUCAUGCACAAGAGGAGGCCAGAGCAAGGCCUUGUGGGGAGACACCGGUGUACCCGAGCCCUCCUGCAGCCAGAGAUGGAGCAGCAGGAGGUGCUGUCAUCAGAGGAGGCGCUCGAGGGUGGGCGAAGUUUAGGAACGCCACCUCAGCUGCACCAGCACCUCCUGCAGCCGAGCCAGAGAAGCUGCUGCAAAAACCAAACCGAAGCUGGACUGAAGGGUCAAAGGUCGCCGAUCAGUUACCAGCAGCCAAUAAGAACCAGGACUCAGAGGAGAAUGGAGAGACGGGGAGCACAGAAGGAGGCGCCAACACUGGGGAGGCAGGGGAAGAAACCAGCGCGCUUCACAAAACUGACUCCUGCGACAGCGGCAUCACCAAGAGUGACCUGCGCAUCGACAGAGCAGGAGAUUCAAGAAGUUCCUUUGAGAGAAGCCCGAUGGAAAAGAGUCCGAUGGAGAAGAACCCAUUCGAGCCCAGCGAGGUCUCUCUCAAACACUCCUUCGCUCCUUCGCCGGCGUCUGAGCAAACCCUGCUCCAGACGACAUUGCAGGAGGCCAAACUGGAGCUGAAAGGGGACAUCCAGAUACUGAGCGGCCGACUGUCGCUGCUCGAGUCUCAUGUGAGCGAGAUCCUCAGGUUGCUGUCCGUAAAAAGACGACUGUCCCUGCCCCCGACGUCCUCUCCAAAACCAAGAGUCAAACCCCAGGACUCAGUCACCUCAUCCUCUGAACCUGUCGCCCCAAAAGCAGACGAUGACGGGCCAUUUUAAGCCCAGUGACAAAACAGACAAUAUGUAAUUAAACCUCCUGGAUUAUGCACCAGUUUGCAUGUCACACUGGAAUCUGCUCUGCCAAAGAAAGCUCUUGCAUUGUAAACUUGACUGCAUGCAGAAAUCCCUCUCAUGUUACCUUUAAUGGAACUGAUAAAACCAGGGAUUUUUCUAUUACAGCACAGUAAGGUCUUAACUCUGAGUCCUUUUUAUGUUUUAUUUUUUUCUACUAUUUAACUUUUGUUACGGCAUGCUUUAUCCUAAAGAGAAAAAAAAGAUGAGUUUGGAUGUAUUUUAUUUAAAAAGACAGCAGCAAAGUCACAUCAUCAUCAUCAUUAUCAUUUUCAGAAUUUUAAUACGUACAGGAGCAACACUGACAAAUAAACAUCAGGUAACUAAACAUGUGCCUUAUAUUAUUAAAGCAGUUUCUUGUUGCUGUUUAUUUUAAUGACACAUCUUUGGUUUUAUGCUUGUGAAGCAGACGUUUUCUAUCCAAAUCUCAGAAAAAUACUGUAAAUUUGUGUUUUAUAUUUCAUCAUUUCUUUGUAUUUCACUAACUAUGCAUUCCCUUUAUGAACUCUAAACUCUAAACUGAACUUGAGCUUCAUUUCCAUCUGCAUGUAUAAUAUGAAUAGUUGAACAAAAUAAUCACAUCCAUCUAUCUUCAUCUUUUGUGAACUGUUUAUGUCCCUUAAAACAACAUGUGACUAUUUCAGCGGGUGACAGACUUCUUCUAACUUUGCCUCUGGCUCAGGAAUAACUGUUCAGUUUGUUUAUUUGUAAAAAUGUAUAUAAAAAAACCUAAAAGAAUAAUUAAGAGGUAAAAAAAAAAAAAAAAAAAAAAAGGACACUGUGCAGGAGAGAACGGAAGAGUCCUCCUUGAUUUAAAUUGUCAUCAAAAAUCAUACUUAAAAAGAAAAGUUUAUGUUUACAAGUUGCAAUGAAAUCCAUAAUCUAUAACUGUUUGCUUAUUUUUCCAAAUGUUUUUUUUUUUUGUGUGUGUGAAUAAGAAUAAUAUUGUAAUAACUGUAAUGACGGCCUGAGAAGAAUUUUAAUUUGAUAAUGCACAAUAUGAAAGUCCUUCAUGUAUCCUGUAGAAUAAGAGUGAAUAUCUUUGUAACAUUUUUUUCAGUUCAUUGAUUCGUACUGUAUAAUUUAAGAAUAAUGCAUAUCAGUUUGUUUUUUUUUGUUUUUUUUUUACAACAGGGGUUAUUUAUUUCACUCCACUAUGCAAAUUUCAACAAACCAUUUCUGCUCUUAAGGAUGCAAACGCUUGUGUUGGUUUAAAUAAGAAUGAUUCAGUACAAAGAUAGUAUAGUGACGGUUUCACUCAAAAAUGUUUUCUAAUUUUCUGUGCAGUUAUUUCAUGGUUGAACUGAAGGACUCGAGCAUGCGACUGUUAGUUGAUUCUAUAUGUUUGUUUGUUUAUUCAUUUAUUUAUUUUAGAUGCAUAAAUGACCUUGCAUGCAUCCAGAAAAUCUGUCAACGGCCAAUUGAAUAAUGAAACCUGAUGCCUGCUCUC
Sphaeramia orbicularis (orbiculate cardinalfish) is the source of this 4833-nucleotide messenger RNA. RefSeq names its product potassium voltage-gated channel subfamily H member 5-like. Bases 51 to 3311 code for a protein of 1086 amino acids. Gene Ontology annotation, cellular component: voltage-gated potassium channel complex; plasma membrane. Gene Ontology annotation, molecular function: voltage-gated potassium channel activity. The transcript has 12 exons. The record is from RefSeq and is a predicted model, not a curated record. Gene Ontology annotation, biological process: regulation of membrane potential; potassium ion transmembrane transport. NCBI's taxonomy places the organism in Eukaryota, Metazoa, Chordata, Actinopteri, Kurtiformes, Apogonidae.